This is a messenger RNA of Passer domesticus (house sparrow), 4582 nucleotides long. It is a transcript of the gene USH1C, whose product is annotated as USH1 protein network component harmonin. The transcript has 21 exons. NCBI's taxonomy places the organism in Eukaryota, Metazoa, Chordata, Aves, Passeriformes, Passeridae. The record is from RefSeq and is a predicted model, not a curated record. Gene Ontology annotation, biological process: inner ear auditory receptor cell differentiation; sensory perception of sound; inner ear morphogenesis. The coding region runs from base 1437 to 3140 and encodes 567 amino acids. Gene Ontology annotation, molecular function: protein binding. Gene Ontology annotation, cellular component: photoreceptor inner segment; cilium; stereocilia ankle link complex.
GAUAAGUCCAGGUAAAGCAUAUGUUUUCAGCAAGACUUAACCCCAAGGAGUUAAAGAAUUAGGAAAACGGCAUGAGAUGUAGGUGGCUGUGAUGCAGUGAUAAUUGCUGGAACAGAAGACAGCAGGAGGAGAAUGACCCAUUAGUAGGGGUGGCCCAGGAUGACUAACCCAGCUGUAGCAUUCUGAACAUAUUAGAAAUCACCUGGGUGUUGGGUUUUAUCAGAUGAGAAGGAAGUUGCUGGUUAGGAUGAGAAGGGCAGGAGUCAAACACACUGAAUAUUUUGUCAGAAGAAAUAGCAGAAUUUUGAUGUGCUCUUGCAUUUUCUGAGAGGAAAUGAGGAUGUAUCCACCAGCAAAUAUACCAGGAGAAAAACUGAAUUGUUGAUUUUUGCUUUCCCUGUCAGGAAAAAGAGAUGAUGGUUUUACCCUUUGCUGUGUAGGGUUGAUGCACUUAAACUUUUAAUGUUCUUUGUGGGACACUGCUCAUACAGUAUCUUAGCUUGCGCUGGGGAUUGAGCUCUGUAUUUUACCAGUCAGGGAAGUAAAAAAAUGGAUGCUGGAAUUAGUUUGACCUUGAGUUUUAUCUUUACAAUUAGCCUUGCCUUGAGUCUGUGCAGAGUAUUGCUGAAGUUUUGACUGCAAACAUUUUAUUUCCUUUUAAGACAGACUUUAUGCUAUGUGUUUUGAAAUUCACUGUGAAUAAAUGGUACUCAUUGGUAUAACUGUAACGCAAUCUUGACCUGCAUGUAGCUUUCUGGCCUUUAGGUGUUUUGAAAGUGUCUUUUUCCAGAGGAGACAAGUAACAGAAAACCACCUGAAUGCGAAGUCUUGCUGGCUUUAGAGAGCCAGAAGGUACAAGUAAUAGAAAACCACUGGUAUGUGAAGUCUUGCUGGCUUUAGAGAGCCAAGUGGGACAAAAGGAAUAUGAAGCAUGUAUUUAGUUUAGAACAUAAUACAAACCAUUGCAAACCUUGAAAGAAAGGGCCUUUCUUUAAGUAUGCAAAUUGCUUCUCAGUCUUCACGUCACAGUAAUAUUACCCUUUAGGUCAGAUGUAAAUUGUUUUCCUAAACAUCAGGCUUGUCCAGAUGUAAAACUGACGUGAUGUGACCUCUCGCUACAAGUAAGAUCAGUGGGGGUCUCACUGUCACCGAGUAUAAAUUGAACUCCUCAUGGAAGAAUUCGGGUUUGGUUUUCUUUUGCUUUAAUUUACUGUAAUUAUCCAAGAGCAGGCAUAGUAAUAUGACACUGGUUUAAGUAAAGGUACUAUUAGUAGGGGAGGAAAGAAUAACUAGCAAGUUCUAUCAGUUAAGAGCUGGAGCAAAGAGGAACAGAGGUGUAGCAGUUUGCAUAAUGCUAUAAGUGAGCUCCUGAAAUCGGUGGUUUGGACGACAGCACAGAGAUUGUAUCUCAGCGUGGUGGUUUUAUCUGUGACAGCAUGUGCUACAUUAACGAGUGGCCAAAAAGGUUUCUGAAGACAUUUAUUCAACAGUACAGUGAUUAUCAGGUCAAUCUAUUAAUUGACAAUGAAGCAGAGAAGGAUUACCUUUAUGAUGUGCUGCGGAUGUACCACCAGUCUAUGAAUCUCCCAGUGCUUGUGGGGGACCUAAAACUCGUGAUUAAUGAACCAAGCAGGUUGCCUCUGUUUGAUGCUAUCCGCCCACUCAUCCCAUUAAAACACCAGGUGGAAUAUGAUCAGCUUACACCCAAACGAUCACGAAAGCUGAAAGAGGUGAGAUUGGAUCGAUUGAAUGCUGAAGGGCUUGGAUUAAGUGUAAGAGGUGGAGUGGAAUUCAGCUGUGGCCUCUUCAUCUCCCAGUUAGUUAAAGGAGGACAGGCAGACAAUGCUGGACUUCAGGUUGGGGAUGAGAUAGUGCGCAUAAAUGGAUAUUCCAUUUCGUCAUGCACACACGAAGAAGUCAUCAACCUCAUUCGUACAAAGAAAAUUGUGUCCAUAAAAGUUAGACAUGUUGGCAUGAUACCUGUCAAAAGUUCACCAGAUGAACCCCUUAAAUGGCAAUAUGUGGAUCAGUUUGUGUCAGAGUCUGGGGAAGGAAAGGGCAGUGUUGCUGGACUUGCCUCUUCUGGAGGGAGAGACAACAAAGAGAAGAAAGUCUUCAUUAGUUUGAUUGGCACAAAAGGUAUGGGAUGCAGUAUUUCCAGUGGUCCAACACAAAAACCAGGCAUUUUUAUCAGCAAUGUUAAGCCAGGUUCUCUUUCAGCAGAGGUGGGCUUGGAGGUUGGUGAUCAGAUUGUUGAGGUGAAUGGAGUGGACUUUUCUAAUGUGGAUCAUAAAGAGGCUGUCAGAGUGCUCAAGAGUAGCCGUACUUUGACUAUCUCUGUGGUAGCAGGCGCUGGCAAGGAGCUGUUCAUGACUGAAGAAGAAAGGCAAAGAGAAGCACGUCUCCGUGAGCAGGAACGCCAGGAGUUAAUGCAUCAGAAGCGGCUUGCACUGGAGACCAACAAAAUCAUCAAAGAGCAGCAAGAGAAAGAGAGAUUAAGAAAGCUGGAGAUUUCCCAGAAGGCUGCAGAGGAAGAAGAGAGAUAUCGCAGAGAAAUAGAGCAGAUAACAGCAGAGGAAGAGAAAUUUAAAAAGGAGUGGGAAGAAGACUGGGGUCCUAAAGAACCACCCAAGUCUCUAAAAACUGUAACUGCAGAAGUACACUCUGCCCCUCGUUCCAAACACAAAAAAGAUUUAAAGGGAGUUGCACAUGACCCACUUGAAACAGAUGACAUGGAUGAAGUGAACGUGAAGCAGGACAAACAGGGCUUCCAGAAGUAUGUGGAAGAUUUUGAUCCAUAUUCAAUGUUUACCCCAGACCAGAUUAUAGGAAAAGAUGUACGGCUAUUACGAAUAAAAAAGGAAGGAUCACUGGACCUUGCAGUCGAGGGAGGAAUUGAUUCUCCAAUUGGAAAAAUAGUUGUGUCUGCCAUCUACGAGGACGGUGCUGCAGACAAACAUGGAGGCAUAGUGAAAGGGGAUGAAAUACUGGCUGUAAAUGGCAAGAUAUUAAUUGACAGAAAGCUGGCAGAAGCACAGGCAACUCUAGCAAAAGCUUGGAACAUGGGUGGGGACUGGAUUGACUUAGUCAUUGCAGCAUCACCUCCGAAAGAAUAUGAUGAUGAAAUGACAUUUUUUUAAGGAAGACUACAACUCUUGAAAUGGAAUCUCUUCUCAGAAGAAACCUGCUGCUCAGUAAAUUAACAGGAAAUCAAUAACCACAUGAAAUGUAUUUUUAUUGACUGACCUGUAAAUUGAACUAGAGACAUCAGAUUCUUCAGAUAAUUUGAAUAAUUUAUUAUCAUUCUAUAGACAUACAGCAAAACUUUUUUUGCACGAUGAUUGAAAAGAACUGCUGACCAGCAUAGUUCAGACUGUGAGCGCUCAAUCUCUUUUUGCUACUUUGAGGGGCCAAAUUUUGCAAACCAUCUUUGUUUUCCUGGAAAUAGACUCUAAAAUGACAAAUGAAGAUAGAACACAGAUGUCUGUUCCCACAUGCAACACUUGUGAAUACACAUUCACAGGCCAGUUUGGGUGUGAAAAGAAUUAUAUUUUUACUUCCUAGAUAGUGAUUUUCAUGGGAAAAUGGGAAAGUACACAGGUAACUUUGGUUCUCAUAUUCUUGUAGCUUUCUUAAUGUCCAUUUUUGUUGUCUCAGUUGUGACAGUUUUUUGACCAUGAAAACCCUGCUGGUGAAAGAACUGGGAAUACCAGGAAUGCGAGCAUUAUAAUAAAAUCAUUUUGAUUGUGUUGCUCAUAGAGUAUAGAGAAUCUUCUGUACCAGCACAGUAAAUAACUAGCAAGUAGCUCAGACAAAAUCAUUAUGUGCAGUCACAUCCAUACUCCCGAGUAUUUGUAUUGUUGGCAAAAAUUCCUCCCUCAUAUAGUCACGGGUGGGAAAUUUGAGUGUGAUUCACAGUCUGCUGUUUUGUACUUUGUUCUCAGUGAGCCUAUAUAUGUGACUAAACUGUGCAGGAAGCCACCAAGUGUAACUUUCUGCUCUUGAUGACUCUGUGCCUUAGGUUUGUGUAAAUUCCUCAAGACCAUAACAUUGAUACUGGCUUGGUUUCAAGUAUUAUUACAGUUGUAGAUUUAGUAAUUAUGUUAUAGAGAUACCUCGUAAGAAGUGUCAUUGUCUCUUUCCUUUCUUGUACCUGCCAGUUUGUGUUCUGUUUUUCAUGUUUUGUUUAGAUUUUUCUUACCUGUUCUACGGGAGAGAGACAGUUCAUUGGCAUAUCAAAUUCCCACUGAAGUCUUGCCUUUUCAAGGUUUGGAAGCCCUCCUCCUCUCCAGCACAUAAAAAUAACAAUUACAUUCCUGAGAACUCUGUCCUUAUAUGCAGAUGCUUACUUAUGUUGACUUUCUUUAUUUGUAGUAUUCUUCCAGUAUGCCAAUUAAUGUGUGUGGCAGGGUAUAAAUGUUAGAAUAUUUAAAAUGUUUAAUUCUCACAACUAAUCCAGAAAUAAAAUUGCAUUUGCCAAAUGGAAGAAGUCUAGUUUCCUAUUUUUCUCUGAGUUUAUAUGUCAUAGUAAUAGUUUAUCUGCUAAAGUACAGAGAUUUCUGAGUUUUUCUUCAAUAACAGA